Sardina pilchardus (European sardine) is the source of this 2346-nucleotide messenger RNA. It is a transcript of the gene igdcc3, whose product is annotated as immunoglobulin superfamily, DCC subclass, member 3. NCBI's taxonomy places the organism in Eukaryota, Metazoa, Chordata, Actinopteri, Clupeiformes, Clupeidae. Gene Ontology annotation, biological process: cell-cell adhesion. The coding region runs from base 1 to 2346 and encodes 781 amino acids. Gene Ontology annotation, molecular function: protein binding. The record is from RefSeq and is a predicted model, not a curated record. The transcript has 15 exons.
AUGGCUACCAGAAGGCGCCACCUCUCCCCAGUCGUACUCGGAAUAUAUCUGAGCGCUUUUGUCGGUGUGUGUGUGGGCGCCGAGCUCUCCUUCACGCUGGAGCCCAGUGACAUCAUCGCGGUGCAGGAGCAGCCUCUGAUGCUGCACUGUCAGGUGGACGGCAUCCCACCAAUCAGGACGCAGUGGCGCCGCAACGCCACGCCCCUCGCCGCCGACCACAGCUACAGCAUGUUCGCCAACGGCUCGCUGCUGAUUGGCCGGUUCCAGAGGACGCGCGUGGACGGCUCGACGGACGAGGGCGAUUACGAGUGUGUGGCCCAGAACUCCUUUGGCCUGGUGGUCAGUCGCAGAGCACGCGUCCAGGCAGCCACGAUGGCAGACUUCCACGUGCAGCCGCGCUCGGUGAGGGGUGAUGUGGCGGGCGUGGGCCGCUUCCAGUGCCAGAUCCACGGCCUGCCUGAGCCCGUCAUCAGCUGGGAGAAGGACGGGCGCCCGGUGGACACCUCAGACCAGAGGUACACUCUGUUGCCCACAGGUGUUCUCCAGAUCACAGGUCUGAGGGGGGAGGACAGUGGGGUGUUCUGCUGUGUAGCCCACAACAGUGCUGGAGUCAAGCACAGCAAUGGAGCUCGCCUCACCGUCUCAGGUUCCCAGUCAGCGGUGUAUAAGGAGCCGGUGAUUCUGGUUGGUCCAGACAACCUCACCCUCACCGUUCAUCAGACGGCCAUCUUGGAGUGUGUUGCCACGGGAUACCCCCGCCCCAUCGUCUCAUGGAGCCGGCUGGACGGGCGUCCCAUAGGUGUGGAGGGGAUCCAGGUGUUGGGGACGGGGAACCUGAUGAUCUCAGACGUGCGUGUGCAGCACUCAGGGGUGUACGUCUGCGCCGCCAACAAGCCCGGCACACGCGUCCGCCGAACCGCACAGGGACGCCUAGUGGUGCAGGCCCCGGCGGAGUUUGUCCAGGCUCCGCAGUCGAUCUCUCGGCCCGUGGGCACGACGGCCAUCUUCACGUGCGUGGCUCAAGGCGAGCCGACGCCCCACAUCACCUGGCUCAGGAACGGACAGGUGCUGGAGCCCAGCAGCCACGUCAAACUCAGGAACAACAACAGUACGUUGACCAUAGAGAGCAUCAGUCAGGAGGACGAGGCCAUCUACCAGUGCAUAGCGGAGAACAGUGCGGGCUCUACGCAGGGCAGUGCCCGGCUGACGGUGCUGUGGGCGGACGGGUUGCCCGGGGUGCCCACGCAGGUGCGGGCACAGGCGCUCUCGCCCAUCGCCAUCCAGGUGUCCUGGAGAGAGCCGGAGCAGCACACGCAGGACAUCAUCGGAUACGUGCUGCACAUACGCAAGACCGCAGACCCAGCGGAGAUGGAGUACCAGGAGGCGGUGAGCAAGGCGACCCUGCUGCAGGUGGUGGGUGAUCUAGAACCUUCCACCAGCUACACGUUCUACGUGAAGGCCUACACGUCCCGCGGAGCCAGCAAACGCUCCGACACCACCGAGCAGAGCACUCUGGGAGAGGUGCCAGCGCCCCCGUCCCUGUUCACGCGUGUGCUGAACAGCAGCGUGGUGCAGGCUCUGUGGGAGGCGUCGGCUAAGCUGGCCCAGCUGGAGGGCUUCCGCCUCUACUACCGCCGCCUGCACGCCCCCGCCUACACCGGCCCCCUCGUCUUCCCACGCAACGUCAGCCAGCACAACAUCACGCAGCUCGAUCCCACGAUGGUGUAUGAGAUCAAGAUCCUGGCGUUUAAUCUCCAUGGCGACGGUAACGCCACCACGCGUUUCGUGUCCCUUAAGGAGCCUGUGGAGAAAUCAGUGCUGAAUCCUCCGUGUGACUGUGAGAAGGACGAGCCCAGUAAGAGCUCCACCACCGGCAUCAUCAUCGGCAUCCACAUCGGAGUCACCUGCAUCAUCUUCUGUGUGCUCUUCCUCAUGUUCAGCUACAGGGGCAGGCUGAUGCUCUGUAAGAAGCUGAUGCUGUGUAAGACGGUGCAGGCUACUCCCCCGGUGGGUCGUGCGGUGGUCCUGGAGUCCUCCAGCUCUUCCCAGGGUGCACCGGGCCUCAACGGCAUCGCCCGGACAACCGCCGAGCUCCAAGGCAAUGCGUCCAUGGCAACCAAACCCCACGGAGAAGCCAAUGAGAUGGAGCGACUCUUCCCAGGCACCUCCCACUUCGAAGGGCGCAUGGACAGCACACACAUGAUGGAGAGCUCCCUGGUGUCCUGCCCGUUCAACGAGACGCAGAUCUCCUCUCUGCCCCUGGACGAGCUGAGCCUGGUGGAGGAGCGAGAGACGCAGUUCCACCAGCUUCCUUUGGAGGGCGCCAGUGAGCAGGACCGAGGGUGA